Olea europaea var. sylvestris is the source of this 1235-nucleotide messenger RNA. Its product is annotated as F-box protein CPR30-like. The transcript is spliced from 2 exons. NCBI's taxonomy places the organism in Eukaryota, Viridiplantae, Streptophyta, Magnoliopsida, Lamiales, Oleaceae. The record is from RefSeq and is a predicted model, not a curated record. The coding region runs from base 117 to 1235 and encodes 372 amino acids.
GAACCCAAUGGUGCACCUUAAUCUCAUACCCUUCAUUCGCCUCUUUGCACAUCAGCCGCUCCGUUUCCAACCCUACUAGGCACUCCAUUCUUUUUUCAAAAUUACGUAAUCCAUUAAUGUCGUUGGACCCCGUCGCCUUUGCCCCAAUUGCAAAAUUCAAUCUUGCGCUGCAUCAAGCCUCUAAUAUCUCCGAGGAAAUUAUUUAUGUAGGCUCAAUCAAUGGCCUGGUUUGUAUAACCAAUCACUGUUGUGAUUGGAUCUGUGUGUGGAACCCUUCCACCAGAUUCCUCAAAGAACUCCCACCUGCAACUGAAGUUCCAAGAAUGGUUUCCAUUGGUUUUGGUUGGGACCCCGCUGUUAAUGAUUACAAGGUAGUGAGACUUUGUUGUGGAUGUCAGAAUUUAGUAACUUGGGUUGAGGUAUGGUCGGCCAGACCCACUUUACAAUCUUGGAGGGAGAUUAAUGUUUAUCACAACUUUUAUGUUCAGCGAUUGAUUUGUCAUGUGAUACUGGAGGGAUUCAUUUAUUGGAUCGCCGUAAGUGACAGUAAACCUGUUGUCGUUUCCUUUAUCGUGAGGUCCGAGGUACUGCGGGUGGUUCCCGUGCCAGAACUUUUACUCGAGGGGCUUCCGCUGCCACACCUUACACGAUGGUAUGAUAAUAGGCUACUCAAUCGUUUUCUAAUAUUUGCUAUGAAUUGGAAAGAAUCUUUUGCUUUGGUAGGAUGUGCAUCAGUGGAGCACAGAAAAAUAUAUCAAGUAUGGACAAUGGAAAAUGACGCGGUUGGGAAGGAAUCAUGGAGUAAGAAAUUCACCUUUGAACUAGAUAUUGAACCUGUUUUCAUUAGCUGUGUGAACGGAAUACUUGUACUGAAAAAAGAAACGGGUGAACUGAUUUUAUAUGACGUUGAAACCAGAGAAAGCAAGAAAAUUGAAAUUUUGGGAGUUGAUGCUUGGGUGAUUGGAGUUCACUACUACGUGGAGAGCUUACUCUCUAUCAAGAGGGUUAGUUGGGCCUCGCUGCUAUGCGAUGGGUUUUCUCUCGAUGAAGAGCUUAAAUCUGCUUGGAGAAGGCACCUGCUUGCCUCCAAGCAGAUUUAUCCUUUAUCCGGCCAGGCAAAGAAAUUUGUCAUUUCACAGUCUAGAUACAUUUCAAGAGGUGCAUUGGAAGGAAGAGCUCCUUAUAGGACUCUAAGUGCCGAAGGAACAAGAGAGCUACUAAAGGGCUACCUGUGA